UCGUACCGCAUCGAAAACAAUACCUUCGUUAAGUAUUUGACAAUGUUGACGUUUUCGUUCAGUUUUUCAUUUGUGACAGCGGGUUCGUUAAAAGCAAGGUGGAAACUUCUAAACAAUAAUAAUACCGCAGAAUCUAAUCUUCGCGCAAAUUACUUCUAGGCAAUACGGUCCGGAUGUGUUCGCCAGCGCGUCAAACCGUGUAAAAGUGUUGCGUUAUUGUAACAGAGGUCUAUUUUUGAUAAAGUCCUUGAGCACCGUUACCGCUUCAUGUUGUGGACGAAAUUGAUUCGUCAAAAAAAGGUUUGUGUUUUGUUUCUGCAGCUUGCACUACCCGGGCGUAACGGAACUAACGGCAGAGCAGAAACAAGGUGAAGUGGCAAUACUGAUAGUAGCGUUAGCGUACACAAAACACGAGAGGGAGAAAGUUGUGGAAAGCUAGUGUUUUGGCUGCUAUUUUUUUUGGGAAAGUCUUGACCAGCAGAGCGAAGUGUGCGGUGCGUGAGUGGUGUAAAAACUCGUGAAAAACUCAAAACCGCUAACCUGCGAAGACGCAACUUGACGCGGACGUGCAAUGGCCGACGAUUACUAUGUGCAGAACAAUUCCAACAGUGAUGACUCAGAGGUAGAACUGAACCUGAGCAGCCCGGAGUUGAAGGGUUAUCUGAGCAAGUGGACAAAUUACAUACACGGUUGGCAGCCACGCUUCAUUGUGCUGAAGGAUGGUACACUGUCUUACUACAAAAGCGAGCAGGACAGCGACUUUGGAUGCCGGGGUGCAAUCAGUCUGCAAAAGGCAACGAUAAAGUCUCACGAAUUUGACGAAUGCCGGUUUGAUGUAGCGAUUGGACAGAACGUAUGGUAUCUGCGUGCCGAAACGCCAGAGGACAAAGGCAAUUGGAUCGAGGUACUUCAAUCGUACAAAACAGACAUCCCAGAAACGAUUAGCCUAAGGCGUCACGGAAGCACAAUCUCGUUGCAAUCCAACACACUGUCCACGGCAAGUGGUAGCAGCCUGAAGCGAGUCAGCCGAGGGCUAAGAGAAAAGUUGCACGAAAUAGAAACAUUUCGCGAUAUUCUUUACGGACAGAUCGACACACUGCAGCGCUAUUUUGACGCCCUGCACGCCAAAAACGAUGACCAACCGCCGCUCGAUCUGGGCGAUGGGUUGAAACCGAUAGAUUUCCGCGGCGAAGCGAUAACGUUUCGCGAAACGACGGCGGGCGUGAUCAUUACGCUUCAGCACUGCCUCGAUAUUAUCUCGCAGAAGGAGGAAAGCUUCAAGAAAAAGCUUGACAAGGAGCAGGAACGGCGGAGAAAGGCAGAAGAAUUGUAUAGAGCUUGUAAAGAUGAGCUGUCGAAGAAUCGAAAUUCUGUUAUUCCUGGACCGGACUUAGAGGAAGGACCGCAUUCAACUAUCCCGGAAGAUGAAUUCUUCGACGCGGUCGAAACGGGACUGGACAAGAUUGAGGAAGACCGUCAGCUUCGAGUGCGUCUGAAGUAUCAAUCCCAACAGUCGCAGAUAAGUAGUGUCGGUUCGUUGCAUAGCCCAAACGCCGAAACGGAGGAUGAGAUACCGCAGCUGUCGGAAGAUUUCGGUACCGGUGCCCAAGCGAAGAGUCACAAACUUUGGCCAGAGAUUGAUCGGAUCUGUACCGAGCAACUGACCCAAGCGCGGCAAGGUGUCGGUGAGGAUGGAAACGGUUGGCAACUGUUUGCCGACGAAGGCGAGAUGAAGAUGUACCGGCGCGAAGAGGAAGUGGACGGUAUGGUGAUCGAUCCGCUAAAAUCCUGUCACGUGGUGAAGGGUGUUACUGCCCGGGAAAUGUGCCAUUACUUCUUCGAUCCGGCGUACCGGAACGAUUGGGAAACGACACUGGAGGAUGUGCAGAUCGUAGAUAACGUUGCACCCGACACGCUCGUCUUUCUGCAAACGUACAAACGCAUCUGGCCCGCCAGCCAGCGGGAUGCACUGUUCUGGUCGCACAUGCGCCGCAUCACCGAUAACGUCGACACCGGUGCCAACGAUGUGUGGAUCGUGUGCAAUCAUUCCAAUCAGAACGAAGAGUAUCCGCCCGCAAACCAAGGCAAAUGUGUACGAAUCUAUCUAACGGUGAUAUUAGUUUGCCAAACUUACCUGACACCGGGGAAGGACAGCAAAACGGCGACACGAGAUGAUCUGACCUGCAAAAUUACCUACUGCUCCACUGUAAAUCCUGGCGGCUGGGCCCCAGCAACCGUGCUGCGCGCUAUCUAUAAGAAAGAAUAUCCAAAGUUCCUUAAGCGUUUCACCGGAUACGUUGUUGACCAAUGUAAAGCAAAACCGAUCAUGUAUUAGAAUCUUGGGCAGGAUAGGCUUGGUUGGUUUAUUUUGUUUAUUAUUUUUUUAUGAUAUAAGAGAACUAGAUGUUGUUAUAUAUGUAUGUGUACUUAUGUACACACAAAAAACCACACACACACACAUGCAUUAUGUUUCUUAUUUCCUUCGUGCUCGUGUGCUGCGCUAAUGGGUACCGGUACAGCUUUACGAGAAAUUAAGCGGAGAGACUAGACAUAUUUAAGCAGAAAAAUUGGGGAAAUGUGUGAAAAUUUUAUCCCGAAAUAAUUUCGGAUGUAAUUUGUAGCUAGGUCAAUCGUUGGUUGAGUAGUGCAAAACGAUAAAUGUCCCUAUCGGCCGGAAUCUGGUCGAAUCUGUCGAACAUAUCUUGAACGCAUUAUGUAUUGGGGGUGAUAGGUGUCGCGUAGUUUGUAAAAUAAUGAUAUGAUGGAUUAUCCCAUCAGUGCUGUUCUGGCCGAAGUUACUACUACUACUGCUGUGGGGGAAGGGAGUUUGUGAGGGGAAAAUUCCGGAACAUGGUACUGCCUGUUUACACUUGUUUUCCAAAGUAACACAAAGAUUCUCUCAUUAUUAGCGUUCGGUUUUAUUGUGACUGCUCCUCGUUUGCAGCAGAAACAGAUAGGACAACAAACAAAGCAACAA
Anopheles funestus (African malaria mosquito) is the source of this 2977-nucleotide messenger RNA. It is a transcript of the gene cert, whose product is annotated as ceramide transfer protein. The record is from RefSeq and is a predicted model, not a curated record. Gene Ontology annotation, molecular function: phosphatidylinositol-4-phosphate binding. The transcript has 8 exons. Bases 572 to 2335 code for a protein of 587 amino acids. Gene Ontology annotation, cellular component: Golgi apparatus. Gene Ontology annotation, biological process: ER to Golgi ceramide transport. NCBI's taxonomy places the organism in Eukaryota, Metazoa, Arthropoda, Insecta, Diptera, Culicidae.